AUGGAGGAGCUGUUGUUGUAUUAUUACUGGCUUAUUAAGCUGCUUGCCAUCUCUUUCUUGGCAUUAGUUUUGUUGAUAAAGGUUGCAGUAUUACUUUGGUGGAGACCCCGAAGAAUUGAACACCAUUUUUCCAAGCAAGGAAUCAGAGGACCUCCUUAUCGUUUCUUCAUUGGCAAUGUGAAGGAGGUCGUGGAAAUGAUGUUACUGGCCUCUUCUCAGCCUAUGCCUUUCUCUCAUAACAUACUUCCUAGAGUUCUCUCUUUUUAUCACCAUUGGAAGAAAAUCUACGGUGCAACAUUUCUAGUGUGGUUCGGACCCACGGUUCGACUCACCGUCUCGGAUCCAGACCUCAUACGAGAAAUCUUUACUUCCAAGUCUGAAUUUUACGAAAAGGUUGAGGCUCACCCACUUGUUAAACAGCUUGAAGGUGAUGGACUACUUAGCCUCAAAGGAGAAAAAUGGGCUCACCAUAGGAAAAUUAUAACACCCACAUUCCACAUGGAGAAUCUCAAAUUGCUUGUACCUGUGGUGGCAAAGAGUGUAAUGGAUAUGUUGGUGCAAUGGUCGGCAAUGUCAAAUUCGGAGGAGGUAGAAAUUGAAGUUUCUGAAUGGUUCCAAACCUUAACAGAAGAUGUCAUUACGCGAACAGCAUUUGGUAGCAGCUACGAAGACGGAAAGGCCAUUUUUCGAUUACAAGCAAAACAAAUGGUCCUCGCUGCCGUGGCAUUCCAAAGAGUUCUAAUCCCUGGUUAUAGGUUCUUCCCAACAAAAAGAAACAUGAAUUCGUGGAAAUUGGACAAAGAAAUCAAGAAAUCACUUAAGAAGCUUAUCGAAAGGAGAAAAGGGAAUUCGAGCAUUAACAAGAUGCGUGAUAAUCAUCAAGAUAAUGGUCCUAAGGAUUUGCUAGGGCUAAUGAUUCAAGCCUCAAAUACAUCUACAGACGUAACCGUACUUGACAUAGUUGAAGAAUGCAAGAGCUUUUUCUUUGCCGGGAAACAGACCACAUCCAAUUUGCUGACUUGGACAACGGUCCUACUUGCAAUGCACCCACAAUGGCAGGAUCAGGCACGUGAGGAGGUUUUGAGGGUGUGUGGAUCACGUGACAUACCCACCAAAGAUGAUGUUGUAAAGCUUAAGACGCUGACCAUGAUUCUAAAUGAAUCCUUACGGUUGUACCCACCAACAAUCGCCACAAUCAGACGGUCCAAAGUUGAUGUAGAGCUGGGCGGCUACAAAAUUCCGCGUGGAACGGAGCUUUUGAUACCCAUCUUGGCCCUUCAUCAUGAUCAAUCCAUAUGGGGCAAUGAUGCAAAUGAAUUCAAUCCUGCUCGCUUCUUUGAUGGGGUGGCCCGCGCGGCGAAGCAUCAUGUGGCCUUCAUUCCAUUCGGGCUAGGAGUACGUACCUGCAUUGGCCAAAAUCUAGCCAUCUUGCAGGCCAAAUUAACGCUUGCUAUUAUACUGCAACGAUUCUCUUUUAGAUUGGCCACUAGCUAUCAACAUGCACCAACGGUUCUGAUGCUACUUUACCCCCAAUAUGGUGCACCCAUCAUGUUUCAACGUCUGCCCAAUCCAUGA
This is a messenger RNA of Dovyalis caffra, 1575 nucleotides long. NCBI's taxonomy places the organism in Eukaryota, Viridiplantae, Streptophyta, Magnoliopsida, Malpighiales, Salicaceae. The record is from the annotation of a GenBank genome assembly.